AUGGAGACCAUUUCCCAACUGGAGUCGAACCAUUUGACAACCAAGUCCACCGUCUCCUUACCCAAUGGGGAGGAACAAUACGAAUUCCUACUUACUGUCCAUCCCAGAUCUGGUCACGUCAUCCUUCGCUUCGACAACCACCUCUGCACCAAGGACGCGGCGCGCCAGUUCCUAGAUGCCUAUAUCUCAUUGGUAGAGACACUUGGCCGCGAUCCCCAUGUUACGGUCAGAGAUAUAUCCGUUGUCACUGAGUCUGAACGUGAACGCCUAGUCAAGGAACUGUCCUCUUCUUCCGUGGUCGCAGUACGGGAAAGUUUACUUCAUCGGCUGGUUGAGGAGCAGGCGAAGAAAACCCCACACCUCACUGCUGUCGAGUUUGAAGACGAGUCAUUUACGUACAGCGAACUAAACUCUACUGCCAACAGAAUCUCCCGGACACUCAUCCAACAAGGCGUGCGCCAUGGCGAUGUCAUUGCCCUGUGCUUUGAUCGUGGUAUCAGCCAGAUCUUGAGUGUCCUGGCGGUCUUGAGGGCUGGCGCAACCUUCGUGCCUUUGGACCCUAACAACCCCACUCUGCGCAAGGAGUUAAUGGUCGAAGAGUGUGGCGCAAAGGUGCUGCUCACGACUUCAAACCACUCUCGCGUCUUCCAGAAGAGCUUAGCUUCGAAAGUUCUGAUCGUUUACAUCGAUGAUACGAUCUACCGGAAGCGUUUGACUAAGCUCAGCGCGGAUGACUUCGACGUUGAAGGACUUACCCCCAACAGCCUUGCCUACAUCAUGUUUACAAGUGGAAGCACCGGGAAGCCGAAGGGGGUCAUGAUCGAGCAUCGAUCAAUCUCUACUCUCGUUCAGAACUCGAGCGUAUAUGGUUUCCAGCAAGGUCUUCGUGUGGUGUCUUCCUUAGCCUACACUUUCGAUCCUUUCGUGGUGGAUGUUUUCGGCUCCCUCUCUCAUGGCGCCACUCUUGUCACUGGCCGCAAGGAACUUGUCCUUGGUGACAUACCCCAGGCCAUUCGUUCUCUGCGCAUCAACGUCCUUCACGUUACGCCUUCCAUUCUCGCUAUUGCGCAGAGGAACGGGAGAACGAAGAGCAAUAUGGCAAGAACACUUGCCUUAUAUCAGAAUGGUAGUAGCGUUUGA
Molecule: messenger RNA, 1140 nt
Organism: Pisolithus orientalis
Lineage: Eukaryota; Fungi; Basidiomycota; Agaricomycetes; Boletales; Pisolithaceae
Exons: 3
Coding region: 1-1140 (379 amino acids)
Biological process (GO): amino acid activation for nonribosomal peptide biosynthetic process; secondary metabolite biosynthetic process
Cellular component (GO): cytoplasm
Molecular function (GO): phosphopantetheine binding
Source: RefSeq, a predicted model, not a curated record